AUGGAGUUUCUGCGCUCGUCGUUGCGUCUCGCACGCCAAGCACGAGUUGCGCGAAAGCGCUUCGUCGUUCCCGCAUCCGUGGCGGACGAUUUCGCUGUAUCAGCGCCGAGACUGAUAACCACCGCGACUGAUUUCGCAGUAUCGGCGACAUUUACGAAUGCGGUUACCAUUCCCGCGGACGUUGCUUCUCAAAGCACCCGCCACGCGGCAACCCACCACGGGUCGAAUCCGCAUCAAGACUCGAAUCGGCGCGCAGCGAGCAAUGCGUCGCGGGAACAGCGGACGUCCGCGUUUGAGUCGUCCCGAAGAAAGGUUGCGCUGUGGGGGAACGGGGAUCACGGACGGCUGGGGCUGGGGAGCGAGAUGGGGGGGAGUAGCGGGGAGAAUGGCGGAGGCGGAGGGUGGUGGGGGUGGGGGAGAGUCGGGAGGGAAACUGGCGGAGCAGAAGCGGAUAGGAAUGAGGAUGGGGGAUCUGUGAAUGUCCCACGAGUUUGCGCGGCAUUGGAGGAUAAGGACGUGUGCCACGUGGGAUGUGGUGGUGCUCACACGGUCGUGCUGACAGCGGAUGGCAGGGUGUACAGCAUGGGACUCAACGACCAGGGGCAGCUGGGCUUGGGUGAAUCCAGGGCUCCACCACUUGUCACUGUGAGUGCUUGCUGCUUUAGAUCCGUUAUUCUACGCAUUCCUGCCCUUCCACCUGCUUUGCUUUCGGUUCAGCAAUUCCAGUCGUUUGUACUAUGUGAGUGCAUUUGCUUUCGGUUCAAGCUUACCCAACGUCGAAACAGUCCUUUCACUCAACCCAUCACGUGGACGCAAUGUCUUACACUCAACCAUCUCUUCCACCCCUGCCCAAUUCCUUCCCGUUUCAUGCGGUGCUUGUUUCCUGCAGUCGCCAAAGAGGUGGUCGGCUGGCCAUCGCAGCUGCUGGCUUCCAUUCAGCAGCCAUAA
Messenger RNA from Closterium sp. Yama58-4, 948 nucleotides. The record is from the annotation of a GenBank genome assembly. Lineage: Eukaryota; Viridiplantae; Streptophyta; Zygnematophyceae; Desmidiales; Closteriaceae.